AUGAAAGAAGGGAUCUUGGAGUUCGAAAGAACAGGUCUGCGUUAUCUUCAAGAGACUUCGUCAGCUGUCCAAGAAAAACAAAUUUUAAUCUACACAUCUUAUGAGUGUAGUACUUCAAAGUCAGCAACACAAACAAAAAAGGAAGAAUCUUCUUUAACUAAGAUGGUUCUUAGAGAAAAAAAGAGUGUGAGUUAUACCGAACCAGAAACAGAUUCCGAUUCUUACGAAGAGAAGAAACUGAAAAAGCCUAAGAGAGUAGGAAAUACCCAUUUGAAAUCGACAGAAUCUCCACAUCCUGCGCUUACCCCAUCUUUAGAGGAAGAAGAAGUGUCAAUUGAUGAAGAUGUAUCAGAUGAUGAAAGCAAAAAACUUGCUGAAGUCGGUAAAGGAAUUGUGAGGUAUAAUGUCAUAUUCCUUCCUGAAAGUAAUAAAAAUGAUCUUUUACGUAUUACAUUCAGUGAAGAGUGGUAA
Funneliformis geosporum is the source of this 471-nucleotide messenger RNA. The record is from the annotation of a GenBank genome assembly. Lineage: Eukaryota; Fungi; Glomeromycota; Glomeromycetes; Glomerales; Glomeraceae.